GUACACUCAGCAUGAAGCGCGCUAAGCAAACGCGUGGAGAGCUUAAAUUUCAACGACUAAUUACAAAUAUCUAUUCGCGAAACAUACUCAGUGCAAGAAAGAUAUUCUUAGGAGAAAUUUUCGGUGCACCUGAAUCAUUAGUUCAGAUACAAAGGUUGAGAGAAGAUGUAACCGGUUCGGGCUAGUGAACUCUAAACCUAGUGAAAAUCGCUGAGACUAGCGUUCAAUAACUUUCUGGUAUCAUUAAAAGUGCAAUACUCGCGUAAUUCUUCAAUCCGAGCUUAAAGGUCAAUUGAUUGGGUGACCUAAGCUGAUUGUUUGUUAUCAGUUUGUAAUAUUUUGAAUACAAUUUGUGAUAAGCUGGACACCGGCUGAGCAUCAAUAUCGAGGCUCCCUUGGAGGAUUGAUGCAGAUGCAGUUUACAUUCUGAAGUGGACCAGAAAGGUAAUUCGUAUCAGCGUCCGUAACAGUUUGAAAUUUUCCGCGGAAGAUAUUGUUUGGUUUGAUACUUAGUGCGUGAAAUCCAUUCAUGAUGAUAAGCAAUUGGAGGUUAAGAUGGAUGAAGGCUGUUGAUAGUAAUUUUACACAAACCGGAGCGUCGGCGGCUCUUAUUAAUGACAAUCCGAAAACUGUACGAAUAUUUGGAAGUACUUCUCUACAAUGUGAUAAAAAUGAAGAUGCUGUAUCGGAUGCAUCGUCAUUUAUUGUAAAUCGUUCAGAUGACAGAGAGACAACCAGCAAUCUUGAAGAUCUCGCGAAAAACAUUAAAUGGACCGAUGCCGUACCACAGAUAAUUGCAUCUGUGAUUGCGUGCUUAACUGUCAUCCCAGCUGGAAUAAACAUGGCUUAUUCCGCGAUAUUAUUACCUCAACUGCAGGAGCCGUCAAGCCCAAUCCCAAUCACAAAACAUGAAGCAUCUUGGAUAGCAAGUUUAGUCACAAUAUCGUUACCACUUGGUUCCUUGGCGGUUGGGCCCCUGAUGGACCGAUUCGGACGUAAAGCUUUACUAAUUGCAACUUGCAUCCCAUUUUUCGCUUGCUGGUUACUUAUCGGCACAGCCAAAGGAAUAUAUACAAUUUAUAUUGCACGAGUAUUAGCUGGGGCAUCUGCAGGACUGACAACCGUGGCGUUGGUGUACACCAGUGAAGUAACGCAUCCUAAAAUGAGGCCAAUGCUUUUGGGAUUGAACAGUGUAUUCGUGUCCUUUGGAAUAUUAUUAACUUGCUUUCUAAGUUUAUUUUUCACCUGGCGAACUAUUGCGUUCAUCUUUGCUGGAAUUAGCGGAGCUAGUAUCUUUUGCCUUCUACUUUUGCCCGAAUCACCUUAUUGGGUAAUAACUUUCCGUGAGAAUCAGUUGGAUCUGGCCAGAAGGUCGAUCAGAUGGAUCUAUAAAGACGCAAGGGUCAGUGAAUAUCAUCUUUCAACGAUAAUCGAAUCGAAGCAAGGACAAGGGUAUCAACCCGUCAACAAAGACCAAGUGCAACCGAAAAGCGGAUUCAGUAUUUACUUAGAACCUAGAGUGUAUAAGCCACUUUUGAUGCUACUUUUCUUGUUCCUAUUUCAACAACUGUCUGGGGCCUACGUAAUUAUAUUUUAUGCCGUCAAUUUGUUUUUGAAAAUCGGUGGCAAUUUUGGCGAGGGACUCGACGAAUAUGGUGCCUUACUAUUGCUUGGAGCGAUACGAUUUAUCAUGUCAAUCGUGGCGUCUGGAUGUUCCAGAAAAUUUGGACGUCGUCCAUUAAUGAUUAUCUCAGGACUAGGAAUGACAAUAAGCACCCUCACUGCCGGACUCUACAUGUACUACAUGGAGCUAAUCGAUCAAAAGCAUAUCAAAGACACCGGAGUCCUGCCAGGAAAAUCCGACGACUUGUUCCUCCUGAUAUGUCUACUUGCCUACGUGUGCAUGGGUGCUCUUGGAAUUUUGGUGAUUCCAUGGACCCUCAUUGGUGAAGUCUUGCCCACCGAAGUCAAAGGAAAGCUGGGUGGCUUCGUUAUUUCAGUUGCUUAUGUGAUGAUGUUUGCAGUUGUGAAAGUAUUCCCAUUUACUAUGGACCUUUUUGGUGUACAGGGUAUUUUCUAUUUAUUCGCAACCACUAGCUUUCUAGGGGUUGCUUACGCGUAUAUUUUCCUACCUGAAACAUUUGGUAAAAGUUUUAGUGAAAUUGAAAGAUUUUUCACGCGAUAAUUUACAUUUUGUAUGGUGCUUGUACGUUAGUGGUUAGAUUAUGUAAGCUAAAAGUAUUAAUAUUUAAUACAUUCAUUUCAUGAUAUUUUA
Messenger RNA from Hermetia illucens (black soldier fly), 2275 nucleotides. RefSeq names its product facilitated trehalose transporter Tret1-like. The transcript is spliced from 8 exons. Gene Ontology annotation, biological process: transmembrane transport. Gene Ontology annotation, cellular component: membrane. The record is from RefSeq and is a predicted model, not a curated record. The coding region runs from base 530 to 2185 and encodes 551 amino acids. Lineage: Eukaryota; Metazoa; Arthropoda; Insecta; Diptera; Stratiomyidae. Gene Ontology annotation, molecular function: transmembrane transporter activity.